GACGCAUACAAGCCUAAGUUAGCUAUGAGACUCCAUUUCCCAGCAAGCUCAGCGUUCAGCGUGCGUUAUGGAGCCGCGAGUCGCAGAGCUGAAGCAGAAGAUUGAGGACACCUUGUGUCCUUUUGGCUUCGAAGUUUAUCCCUUCCAGGUGGCGUGGUACAAUGAACUCCUGCCUCCAGCCUUCCACUUGCCCUUCCCAGGACCUACCCUGGCCUUCCUGGUACUCAGCACACCUGCUAUGUUUGACAGAGCCCUCAAACCCUUCUUAAAGAGCUGCCACUUCCAAACACUGAGAGACCCGGUGGAUCAAUGUGUGUCCUACCACCUGAGGAGUGUUACAGAGAAGUUUCCAGAAGUGCAUAUGGAAGUCAUUGCUGACUAUGAGGUACACCCCAAUCGGCGACCUAAGAUUCUCGCCCAGACAGCAGCCCAUGUGGCAGGUGCUGCUUAUUACUACCAACGACAAGAUGUGGAUGCAGACCCAUGGGGGACCCAGCACAUAGCAGGUGUGUGCAUACACCCCCGAUUUGGGGGCUGGUUUGCCAUCCGAGGGGUUAUGUUGCUGCCAGGGAUUGAAGUGCCAAAUUUGCCACCCAGAAAGCCCCCUGACUGUGUGCCUACAAGAGCUGGCCGCAUCACUCUGCUUGAAGGUUUCAAUUUCCAUUGGCGGGACUGGACUUACCGUGAUGCUGUGACUCCUGAAGAACGGUACUCCGAAGAACAGAAGAUCUACUUUUCCACCCCACCUGCCCAACGCUUGGCCCUAUUAGGCUUAGCCCAACCCUCAGAACACCCUAGCACUACAUCUGAGCUUCCUCUUUCCUUGCUUACUAAACCUCAGAAUUCCAGGAGAGCUCGAAGCUGGCUGAGUCCAAGUGUCUCACCACCUGUAUCCCCAGGCCCUUGAUAACUUUUCCCCUUCAGGAUCCCACUCAUAGUAGAUUUAUUUUAAGUAGGAUUUGGGUUUUGAAAAAAACACUUUCUCCUUUUUUAGUUUUUUUGAGACAAGGUUCCUCUAUGUAGCUCAGACCAGGUUGGCCUCAAGCUAAGAGAGAUCCAUCUGCCUCUGUCUUCUCCAGAGUGCUGAUUUUUUGCACUGUGGAAAAACCAUUUUAUUUUAGGUAGGAUUUCCUGAUAAUAGUGCUUCAGACAGUCAAGACUCAAUUUACAUUGGUCAAGAUAAAUCAUAUGCCAAGGCAGACUCAAAAAUCAGCAGUUGACUUCAAAUAUUAGACUCAUGCCCAUUACUAUUUUUUUGUUUUUGUUUUUUGUUUUUUCAAGACAGGGUUUCUCUGUGUAGCCCUGGCUGUCCUGGAACUCACUCUGUUGACCAGGCUGGCCUCAAACUCAGAAAUCCACCUGCCUCUGCCUCCCGAGUGCUGGGAUUAAAGGCGUGCACUACCAAGCCCGGCUUUGUGUAGUACUCUUAAGAUACUAUUUAAGAACCAUGGUUCUCACUGUUCGUUCCUAAAGCUGCUAUCAUUUAAUGCAGUUCCUCAUGUUGUAGUGACCGCAACCAUAAAAUUAUUUUUGUUGCUACCUAAUAAUUUUGCUAGUUAUGAAUCAAUUGUCUUAGGGAAUCCAGUGAAAGGGUUGUUCAACAACCCCUGGGGGCUGAGAAUCACAGAUUUAGCAGCUCCUAGGGGUACCCACCACAUUGAGCUAUGCUGAAUUAAUAUUUAAGUAAACUACAUUGAAACUGCCCCGACCUACAGUGUGCUAUUACUAAAGGCUCAGGCAAUCUUAUACUUAUGCUCAAAUAGAUGUACUUUGAAUUCUGGAAUGUUGGAAGGACAUGAUGUCAUAGGAUUAUUUUGUCAACCCUAACCAAGAAUCCAGAAGAAACUUCCUGACUUUACAGGAUCAGAAAGGAAUAUUCUCUCAUCACAGCUAAAAUACAAGUAGUUGAAUACAAUCAUAUCCAAAGCCA
This is a messenger RNA of Mus musculus (house mouse), 1930 nucleotides long. RefSeq names its product methylmalonic aciduria cblC type, with homocystinuria (gene Mmachc). The coding region runs from base 68 to 907 and encodes 279 amino acids. Gene Ontology annotation, biological process: cobalamin metabolic process; demethylation; glutathione metabolic process. NCBI's taxonomy places the organism in Eukaryota, Metazoa, Chordata, Mammalia, Rodentia, Muridae. Gene Ontology annotation, cellular component: cytoplasm; nucleoplasm; cytosol. The transcript has 4 exons. The record is from RefSeq and is marked validated. Gene Ontology annotation, molecular function: demethylase activity; FAD binding; protein homodimerization activity.